Gracilinanus agilis (Agile Gracile Mouse Opossum) is the source of this 1551-nucleotide messenger RNA. RefSeq names its product bone morphogenetic protein 4 (gene BMP4). The record is from RefSeq and is a predicted model, not a curated record. Gene Ontology annotation, cellular component: extracellular region. NCBI's taxonomy places the organism in Eukaryota, Metazoa, Chordata, Mammalia, Didelphimorphia, Didelphidae. Gene Ontology annotation, biological process: SMAD protein signal transduction; negative regulation of apoptotic process; BMP signaling pathway. The coding region runs from base 52 to 1272 and encodes 406 amino acids. Gene Ontology annotation, molecular function: growth factor activity; cytokine activity; BMP receptor binding. The transcript is spliced from 3 exons.
UGUCAAGAAUCAUGGACUGUUUUUAUAUGCCUUGUUUUCUGUCAAGACACCAUGAUUCCUGGUAACCAAAUGCUGAUGGUCGUUUUAUUAUGCCAAGUCCUGCUAGGAGGCGUGAGCCAUGCUAGUUUGAUACCUGAGACAGUCACCGAAAUCCAGGGCCAUUCGGGAGGACGCCGCCCAGGGCAGAACCAUGAGCUCUUGCGGGACUUUGAGGCUACACUGCUGCAGAUGUUUGGGCUUCGUCGGCGGCCCCAGCCUAGCAAGGGCGCUGUCAUCCCGGAUUACAUGCGAGAUCUCUACCGGUUGCAAUCUGGAGAAGAGGAGGUGGAGAAGGAGCAAAUCCUGAACAUCACCCUGGCGUAUCCAGAGCGUUCUACUAGCCGAGCCAACACUGUGAGGUGUUUCCAUCACGAAGAACAUCUGGAGAGCAUCCCAGGGACCAGAGAAAACCCUGCUUUUCGUUUUCUCUUUAACCUCAGCAGCAUUCCAGAAAAUGAGGUGAUCUCUUCUGCAGAGCUCCGGCUAUACAGAGAACAAGUUGAUCAGGGCUCUGACUGGGAGCUGGGUUUCCAUAGGAUCAACAUUUAUGAAGUCAUGAAGCCCCCAGCAGUGUCCAUGCCCAAUAGCCUCAUUACUCGACUACUAGACACCAGAUUGGUCCAUCACAAUGUGACUCAGUGGGAAAGUUUUGAUGUAAGCCCUGCAGUCCUACGAUGGACUCAUGACAAACAGCCUAACCAUGGGCUUGCUAUUGAGGUGACUCAUAUUCAUCAGAGAAGUACCCACCAGGGUCACCAUGUCAGGAUUAGCCGAUCUUUACCUCAAGGGAGUGGGGAUUGGGCCCAGUUCCGACCCCUUCUGGUCACUUUUGGCCACGAUGGCCGGGGACAUACCCUGAUCCGCCAUCGAAGGGCUAAGCGCAGUCCAAAGCACCAUCCACAGAGGUCCCGAAAAAAGGGCAAGAACUGCAGGCGCCAUCCCCUCUAUGUGGACUUUAGUGAUGUAGGCUGGAAUGAUUGGAUUGUGGCCCCCCCAGGUUACCAUGCCUUCUACUGCCAGGGGGACUGCCCCUUCCCACUCACGGACCACCUCAAUUCUACCAACCAUGCAAUUGUUCAGACCUUGGUGAACUCUGUCAAUUCUAGCAUCCCUAAAGCUUGCUGUGUACCCACAGAACUGAGUGCCAUUUCCAUGUUAUACCUAGAUGAGUAUGACAAGGUUGUACUUAAAAACUAUCAGGAGAUGGUGGUAGAAGGAUGUGGGUGUCGCUGAAACUUGGGCAGCUCUUGGUGGGUAGGGGAGAGGAUACACAAAUGCACACACAUACGUAUUCCCACACAUCCUCUCACCCAGCCACUUACCCAUACAGACUGACCCCUUAUAGCGGGACUUUUAAAUCUUUUUUGAAAAAGAAAAGCAACACCCUAAACAUUCACCUUGACCUUAUUUAUGAUUUUACGUGCAAAUGUUUUGACCAUAUUGAUCAUAUAUUUUGACAAAAUAUAUUUAUAACUAUGUAUUGAAAAUAAAAUGUCAUUAUUUUAAAGGUAA